CGGCAACGGUCCGGCGUCUCAGGUGCGGAGAGCUCGAGGUUGCGCGCUUUCCCUCUCAAACGAGAAAGCAAUGUUAGAAGAAGGUGUGGGGCGGCGAUGGAGAAGGAACUGUGGGCGAUGGUUGAUAACAGCAGGUGGUUUGUCGCGAGGAGGAAGCGCAGACGAUGCAAAAUGGAGCUAUCGCGGGGAGAUCGGCGCUAAGCCUUGGCGCGUCACGUGUGGUACUACGACUUUGUCUGGAAAUACCGGUAGCACGACGACUGAAAGACUGUUGGAUUCCUCGCGGUGCAGUGGGAGCCUCAGUGAGAACACAGUUGAAAGGGGUGAAGUUUUCCUCGCUCGCCAGGCACCACUGGCCUGUUAGCGGCAUCGGUGGACCACACCUGAACACACAGCCGACCCGUCGGACAAAUGGCGCAACCACAGAGUGAGACUCUCGGAAAGAUACGCGAGUAUGUCGAGGAAGCUAGGGCGCUGCAGGACGAUAUCGUCGACUUUGACGCGUCUAGUACCGCGGCGCGUUUGGAGCAGACGGUGAAAGAGUUGCAGGCACGCGUGAAAGAACAACAAACAGCGCUUGAAAAGUUACGGUCCCAAUCGGAUGUUGAUAUAGAGACUGCCGCCUAUGCAUCGAAAGAUCCCCGUCAGAAGCUUCAGCAGCUCGCCGCCGUUAAAGACGCGUAUAAACAGUUGAAGCCAACAGCAACGUAUCUCCCUACCCAAGGAUCAGUUCUGCCUGCAUUAUUAGCAGCACGUACACUUCAACAGAAUGUCCAAGGAACCAAGGAAGCCAUCGCAAACACUCAAAGCCAACUCAGCACGAAAGAGGCCACGCUUCGUCGUGAAGUAGCCAACUUACACGAUGCCCACCUUCUCAGUCAGGCAAUGCAGGAUCGCAUUAGGCGGCUACGCUCUCAGCAUGAAGACCGCUCGCAGAAAACUCCUGCUCAAUUUGCACGAGAACUCAUCGCAACAAAGCGCGCAAAGAAGGGGAACUACGACGCGGAGAUGCAGCGUCUGGGAGAAGCUAUGAACAACUUCAUCAAUGACUACCUCUCUAGCAUGCUCGCAGCAGAAGAGCUCGGUGGGCCUGUCGUAGGCGACAUGCUUGACAUAGAGGACGAUACUCUUGCUGCAGGUUUCACAAAGAAAGGGCGUGCAAAGUCAUCGAAGAAACCAGUCUCAGACAAGACGCGCCAGCGCAGGAUCGAUGAGAUUUGGGGCAAGAAGGCUGCUCUUGAUGCUGAAGAGGAGGAGGAAGAGCCGCCUACUGAGGCCGAAGCUGCGGAUGCAGAGAUGCGACAGUUGAUUGAAAAUCUGUUUGCUACUUUGAUGGGACCAGGAGGUGGAAAGGCAUACUUUCAGCUGGAGAGGGACUCUGCGGCUUCGCGGUUCUUGGUCAGGGCGAAGAUUGCGCAGUUUCAUCCAAGAGAUGCGAGGAAGUUGAGGCUGAUUGACUUUGGACGAGAGCUGGAUGACUGAGGCCGUUGCACACUACUACGGUGGUCAUCAACCUGGAGUCCUGAGGAAGCUGCACAUGCUGAGCAUGAACCAGCCUCCACUCAUAGUGGACAGAUGUUGCCUCGUUACGGGACACAUGGCCCCCUUAGCCAUACAUUAUCCAAAGCCUUGUCGGUCUCUCUUGUGUAUUCAAUAC
Molecule: messenger RNA, 1657 nt
Organism: Alternaria rosae
Lineage: Eukaryota; Fungi; Ascomycota; Dothideomycetes; Pleosporales; Pleosporaceae
Exons: 2
Coding region: 412-1482 (356 amino acids)
Biological process (GO): mitotic sister chromatid segregation; kinetochore assembly
Cellular component (GO): nucleus
Source: RefSeq, a predicted model, not a curated record